AUUGACGAAUUACGAAGCAGUAAAUAUAAGGAAGGAACUUUUUAUGCCCAAUCAGAUCGUGUUUCUUAUCCUGAAGUCCCGCCCGUUGGUGACUCUAAAACAGCUUCGUUGGGGUAGAUUUUAUGUUUUUUACAAUGCUUGGGUAAAUAUUUAGCAAGUGUUACUUCCUAACAAGUGUACAUUCAUGGGAAUUAGUGAACAGGAACAAUAUCCGUCUCAUUACCAGACUCUUUUUUUUUUUUUUUUUGCCCUGUGGAAUUUUGCUAUUCUUACAGCAGUAUCGUUAGCAAUGCUAAACAGCAGUAGCGUUGUAAAACCGGUGCUGCAGGUGACAACAACUUCUCCUCGCUCCUUGCUCGUUUAAAGACACAUUUAACUUGGUUAAGCUCUCGUGGGCGUGAAGGUGAAACCUGUCUCGAGCGUUUCCAGACCGGAACAAUGAAUGUCUUCCGACACCUGAUAAACUUUGGGGUGAACCCUGCAGCGCUGGCUUAUGCCAUGACCACUCUGGGGUCUAGCAUGAUAAACAAUAUGUUCAGCUUCUACUAUGUGAAACUCUUCCUGAAUAGGUACAAGAUAUCCGAAGGAGCGUUUCACCAAUCACAAGUGGUGUACAUGGUGUGGAAUGCAGUUAAUGACCCUCUCUUUGGUUACCUGCAAGAUAACUCCAGGGUACCCUGCUGCUCUCAGCGACGUCUCUCCAUCCUGUACGGCGCUCCCCUCUACUCGCUAGCUUUUCUUUUAGCCUGGUUCCCAUGGCGUUCCUACGCCCCUGGCGACUGGUUGAGUGGUUUACACUUGACAGUAGCGCUGUGUGCUUUCGAUGGCAUGCUAACUUUUGUGCUGUUGGCACAAUGUGCCUUGUUUGCAGAGAUUUCCAGCCAUCAUCAGAACAGACUUAGACUCAUAAAGUACAACCAGGUGGCUUCUCUCAUUGGCUCAUCCAGUGUCCUCUUCUGUGGUGUGGUUUCCAACAACAUGGAAGACUUCUUGGCCUUUCAGGCAUUCGCUGUGCUGAUUGCUAUCCUGAGCUGUGGCUGCAUGCUCUACACAGGCUUCCACAGCGAGAGCCGCUUUGACAAUAAAGCAUCUCAAUCAGAUGCUCCCGCGUCUGUUGAUCAGACUUCGCAUCCAUUGGCAUGCUCCUUCUCCACGUUGAAAACGUUGACAUGGCAAAUCCUGACCAACAGGGACUUUCAGCUAUUUGUACUAAUGAACUUCUUCCAGGUGUUCAUGCUGGCCUUCUUUAAUAAUUUUACCAUGAUAUUUACUGAGCACCUGAUUCCUCCAGAUGUGCUUCCAUCAUUGGCAAAGAGCAUCAUGUAUGGAGCAGCAUUCAUCUGUCCACAGCUUUUAGUGCUGAGCUCUCAGAGUCUGCUGCAUAGGCAUGGCUACUACAGGAUCAUCCUCUUCAUCUUCUAUGUGGAGGCUGGAAUGGCAGCUGUCAUGCUAGCAAUUGGUCCUCAGCACUACUAUUUCAUGGCAUUUUUCCUCACCAUUAACAUGGUUAUAAUUCAGGCCUCCUUCAGUCUUUUUGGGUUGCCUUUGGCUGAUAUUAUUGACACUGACCUGCAGAAAUACAAGCGCAGUUCCCCUCUCUCUUCCAUGGUGUUUGGAACAAAUGCACUGUUCACAAAGCCAGCUCAGUCUCUGGCUCCUAUGAUAGUGUUAAAUAUCCUGAACCACUUUGGGUAUGAACAGCUGAAGGAUGUCACAAAGGAUUCAGAUCCGAGUGCCUUGGAGAGCCUCCACAGAGCCAUGUUCUACUUGGUUUGCUUGGUGCCCAUGUGUGUCGCUGCUCUGCAAGUCCUGGCUUGGAGGCCGUUUUCCAUUCGCAACAGUCACACAGUUGACACAAAGUAUAUUGAUGGCUAAUAUCAGUAUUCUCGGUAUUCAAAGAACCUGGCUUAAUUGCCUGUAGUUGGGAUCUGUAAAUGAAUAAUUUAAAAUGAGUAUUUUUGUAUAUUUAAAUGAGUGAAUAUAUUGAAAUUUUAACAGGGAACAACUGUAAAUCAUCAAGUACCUUAAAAUCAAACAAAUCAAGGGGCUUUAAAUAUUUGAAGUGGAAAAAAGUAAAUGUUUUAAAUGGCAAUUUUCAUCUGGGUGCAAAUAUAUCUAGACUUUAUCCCACUUACUUUGAUUUAAAAGUGGUAUUUUACUUCCCAUUCUUAAACAUUUACUGGUUGUUGGGUUGGGUGGGGCACAAAUUCAGCAUUAUAAUAGUUUGUUAGUUUAUAAUUAGUUUGUGAGAUAUAUUUUUAUGACAGAAUCCCACCAACUGUUCAGCUACACUUAUCAGGAUCCUACAUUAUAAGGUGGAUGUUCGGAAGGCCAAAAGGUUCUGAGUAAACAAUGAACUUAACUAAAGGAACUUUACUCAUGCAAACAUUGAAGUUGGAUGUUAAAUCGCUGCUUUAGCAAUGAGAACAAAUAGUCGAGACAUUCUCGAUCCUUAAAGAGUCAACUGAAACACAAACUCAAGCAUCUACUUGAAGAGAAGUAUUUAGUUAACAGCUUCGCAUCUCUGGAACAAAAAACUUGUCAUGUGGUUAUUUCUUGAAGACUAUCAUUUAAGUGUCGACUUUGAUUUUUUUGAUCAUUUUGUACACAAAAAAUAUUUUGUUUCAUUUUUUUUGUCUGUUUAUGAUGCUUUUAUAUAUCAUCUAUAUAAUGGAGAGGGAGAGAAAGGUAAAAACACUCCAUUUAGCUUUUCACAGAUGCAGACGCAUAAAGUGGCCACAUAACAUCAGAAAUUAUUGUCACUUAAACUCAGGUCUCACAAGCUCUGGCAUCAACAGUGAUGAUCAAUGAAAGGUAUUCAUCAAGAACAAAAAAUUUCAUUUUGCCAGUUAAUGAAAUGCCUUAUUUUACCCGAUGAAAAAGACAGUUAGUGUCACAAACCUGAUGGUUAAUAACCUCCAUGCAGAUUAAAAAAACAAAACAUGAUUCAAGUGGCUCGCAUCACCUGUAUUUGAUAGUUUACAGUAGAGAGAAGCCCAAACGGGGCAGUUUAUGCAGACUUUGAAUAAAGGCUGUAAAUGGUGAAAACUAAUCUAAGGAUUAUAAUCCAGUGUAUGAAUGGACAUUAUAAUGUAAAAUGUAUUGAGAUUUAGGGGAUGGGAUAUGCUUCACAACUGGCUCAGAAUGCUAAACACUGCCUUAAUGUGAAUUUCUAAUAAGUUUACUGUGAUUUCUCUAAAGAGAAACAAGGCCCUCUCUUUUCCUAUGAUAACAUAAGCUGUAUUUGACAUACAGACAUGUGCUGUAUCUUGUUCUAUGUUUUGGUAUCAGAUUCUAUAAAUGUGUUGUUUCUAAUUAAAAAUGGUAAAAAAAA
Molecule: messenger RNA, 3334 nt
Organism: Maylandia zebra (zebra mbuna)
Lineage: Eukaryota; Metazoa; Chordata; Actinopteri; Cichliformes; Cichlidae
Gene: mfsd13al
Product: major facilitator superfamily domain containing 13a-like
Source: RefSeq, a predicted model, not a curated record